AUGUCUUCUAAUGCCGAGGCCUUCCUAACGCUCAAUAGCGGCACGUCAACGCCCACAUUGCAGAUGAGCAACGGGAGCUUCAAGACAAAGGGCAUCGUGGUCUUCUCGGGCGGCAGCGCUGCGAAUCAUCUGGUUGAUGUGUUCAAGACAGUCAGAGAGGACAAAAGGUGCCCGUUGAGCUAUGUUAUUCCUAUCAGUGAUAAUGGUGGGAGCUCGUCCGAGCUAAUACGGGUCUUUGGCGGACCAGGCAUUGGCGAUGUUCGAAGUCGUCUCGUGCGUCUCAUUCCAGAUGACCCGGACAAUGACGAGAGCGAAAAAGCAGCUAUUAAAGCCUUUUUCAAUCAUCGACUAUCGAAAGAGCGCGCAGAAGCUCGCCAAGAAUGGCUUCAAAUCGUAGAAGCUGAGCAUGCCCUCUGGGCGAACAUCUCGACCCCAAAGAAAGAGCUCAUUCGAUCCAUUAUCAACCUCGUCGCUAGUGACAUUGUAAAAAGGCGUCGACCGUCGUCGAGUUUUGACUUCUCGGGAGCAAGUAUUGGGAAUUUGUUUUUGACUGGUGCCCGCCUGUUCACUGGAUCAUUCGAAUCUGCCAUCUACCUCCUCUCUAGUAUCUGCUCGGUACCAAGCCACACAUCUGUUCUACCCGCAAUCAACACCAACUUCACGCACCACAUCUCCGUUGGUCUUGCCAAUGGCGACAUUAUCACCGGUCAAAACUCCAUUUCUCAUCCCUCAGUAUCAACGGCCCUCGAGUUUGAAGGUGCACCAUCAGAAAUUGAUGAAACGGAACAGCAUGAUCGAAUCGAAGACGCGAACCUACCUGGAUCUUUACCCACCCUACGGAAACAGUAUAUCACAUUCUCCAAAGCAGAUGAAGAGGAGUUACGCGCAAGAAUCGAGAGGCUAUGGUACAUCAAUCCCUACGGCCAAGAGAUCCGUAUCGCUGCGAACCCAAUGGUCUUGAAUGCUUUGAAUGAGGCCCAAGCUGUGAUAUACAGUAUUGGCUCACUUUAUACAUCUAUUGUCCCUUCACUUAUUCUCAAAGGCGUGGGAGAAGCCAUCACCAGCCCUGCAAUCCGCUACAAGAUCCUCAUUCUGAACUCGACCAUUGAUCGCGAGACUGGACCGUCAUCUCAACCCUAUUCCGCACUAGACUUCAUCGCAGCUAUCGCAAAGGCAGGCGAGAACUCGAAAGGCGUAUUUGGGCCCACAGAUAAGAGCAAGUACAAGAGCUAUGUGACGCAUCUCAUUCAUCUGCAAGGACCAGGAACGCCGGCCGUCGAUAAGGAAGAGCUUAAGAGUGUGGGCAUCGAGGCCAUCAGAGUUUAUGGAAGGAAGAAUGAGGGCGAAAACUUUGUGAGAUAUGAUGAGAGGGGUUUGACUCAAGCACUUGAAGUCACCAUGGGCAAGGGGGAUCCGAGAAUGCCUAGUAGGCGAAAUACCCUAGAGGGUCAGGUGAGGUAG
Molecule: messenger RNA, 1461 nt
Organism: Cucurbitaria berberidis CBS 394.84
Lineage: Eukaryota; Fungi; Ascomycota; Dothideomycetes; Pleosporales; Cucurbitariaceae
Product: UPF0052-domain-containing protein
Exons: 4
Coding region: 1-1461 (486 amino acids)
Molecular function (GO): LPPG:FO 2-phospho-L-lactate transferase activity
Source: RefSeq, a predicted model, not a curated record